GUUGCAGAGAUCCAUAACCAUGAGCCUUGUUCAAAACUCUUUAGCUUUUAUGACUACGCAGGCAAAGUUAACGAGGAGAGUUUGGACAGGAUUCUUAAAGACAGAAGAAAAAACGUUAUUGGAUGGUACAGAUUUAGGAGGAACACUCAACAGCAAAUGUCCUAUAGAGAGCACAUCAUUCAUAAACAGCUGACACACAUUCUUGGAGUGCCUGAUCUUGUCUUCCUUCUCUUCAGCUUCAUUUCCACUGCCAAUAACUCAACACACGCUUUAGAAUAUGUGCUUUUUAGACCAAACCGAAGGUAUAAUCAAAGGGUGUCACUUACUAUUCCUAAUCUAGGCAACACUAGUCAACAGGAAUACAAAGUUUCUUCAGUGCCAAAUACUUCUCAGAAUUAUGCCAAAGUUAUUAAGGAACACGGUACUGAUUUUUUUGACAAGGAUGGCGUGAUGAAGGACAUCAGGGCUAUAUAUCAGGUUUAUAAUGCACUUCAGGAAAAAGUACAGGCAGUAUGUAUAGAUGUAGAAAAAAGUGAACGUGUUGUUGAAUCUUUUCAAGCUGAUGUCAACAAGUUAAAAAGGCAAAUCGCACAAAAGAAGAAUGAAAAAGAACAAGAAAUAAGAAUGCAGCAAGCAAUGUUAAGCAGGCAGAUGCCAACAGAUAACUUGGAACCUAUGUUUGUUCCACGAAUGUCCUACACUGGAUUUGCUGUGGAAGGCUGCACGCUUGAAGAUUCAGAUGUCUCUGAUCCUCCCCCUCCAUAUUCCGAUUUCAAUGCAACCAGUCAAGAAAGUACUGUCGCUCAUGGUCUCCUGGAAAGCAAUGUUUUUAUGCCUCGACCUCAAGCAGUAGGUUCUUCUAGUUAUGUUUCCACAAAUGCAGGAUUGAAAUAUUCUGGUAAUGGAGCAUCCAUGCCUCCGGUUGGUGACAAUGUUGACGAAUCAGAAGACAGUGAUUAUGAAAAUUUGCUUGAACCUACGGAGUCCUCUGACAGUGAAUACUCACAGACAAGGGAUUCACGACCUUCAGCACAUCCCGAUGGUGAUUCCAGGAACACUCAAACUUCUCAGAUUUGAUAGGGGGGGGAAAUAAAAAUCCCCACGACACUGUUUUUUCAUAAUUGUUACAGAGAGAUUUUGGGGAUUUAACCUGGAGGAAAUGAACUACACAGGAUUCCUGUGCACACAAUAUGUAGAAGACUUGCACUAGAUGGUUUAUUCACCUUGUGAUACAUUUUGCAAGUUUUAUAAUGGAAUCAUUAGGAUAAUCAAGUUGUACUAAUACUGAUGAGGUUCAUGGAUGUACUGGUAAAUUUAGGCAAAAUGAAAAUUUAUAGAGAACUUGUAGCUUUUUUUUGUUGCCGU
Molecule: messenger RNA, 1365 nt
Organism: Antrostomus carolinensis (chuck-will's-widow)
Lineage: Eukaryota; Metazoa; Chordata; Aves; Caprimulgiformes; Caprimulgidae
Gene: ABRAXAS2
Product: abraxas 2, BRISC complex subunit
Biological process (GO): attachment of spindle microtubules to kinetochore; protein K63-linked deubiquitination; mitotic spindle assembly
Cellular component (GO): nucleus
Molecular function (GO): microtubule binding; polyubiquitin modification-dependent protein binding
Source: RefSeq, a predicted model, not a curated record